Pteronotus mesoamericanus is the source of this 778-nucleotide messenger RNA. It is a transcript of the gene CCN5, whose product is annotated as cellular communication network factor 5. Gene Ontology annotation, biological process: cell adhesion; signal transduction. NCBI's taxonomy places the organism in Eukaryota, Metazoa, Chordata, Mammalia, Chiroptera, Mormoopidae. The transcript has 4 exons. The record is from RefSeq and is a predicted model, not a curated record. Gene Ontology annotation, cellular component: extracellular region; extracellular matrix. Gene Ontology annotation, molecular function: heparin binding; integrin binding. The coding region runs from base 16 to 768 and encodes 250 amino acids.
GGAGGACACGGUAACAUGAGAGACACACCUCAGAGCCACCUCCUGGCCUUCUCCUUCCUCUGCCUCCUCUCAAAGGUGUGUGCCCAGCUGUGCCCAACGCCAUGUGCCUGCCCCUGGCCGCCACCGCAGUGCCCGCGGGGGGUGCCCCUGGUGCUGGACAGCUGCAGCUGCUGCCGGGUAUGUGCACGGCGGCUCGGGGAGCCCUGCGACCACCUCCACGUCUGUGACCCCAGCCAGGGCCUGGUCUGCCGGCUCGGGGCGGGCCCUGGUGGCCGGGGGGCCGUGUGCCUCUGGGGCGAGGAUGACGGGAGCUGUGAGGUGAACGGUCGCCGGUACCGGGACGGCGAGACCUUCCAGCCGCACUGCAGGGUUCGCUGCCGCUGUGAGGACGGCGGCUUCACCUGCGUGCCACUGUGCAGCGAGGACGUCCGGCUGCCCAGCUGGGACUGCCCCCACCCCAGGAGGGUUGAGGUCCCGGGCAAGUGCUGCCCUGAGUGGGUGUGCGACCAGACAGGGGGGCUGGGAGCCCAGCCCUUGCUGGCCCAAGGACUCCAGUCUUCUGGCUUUGUCGCUCUCCCGCCUCCUGGGGUCCCCUGCCCAGAAUGGAGCACGGCCUGGGGUCCCUGCUCCACCACCUGUGGGCUGGGCAUGACCACCCGGGUGUCCAACCAGAACCGCUUCUGCCGACUGGAGACGCAGCGACGCCUGUGCCUGCUUGGGCCCUGCCCACCUGCCAGUGGCCGCAACCUACUGAACAGCGCCUUUUAGAGCAGGCCCA